AGUGGUCAACAAUUCAACAAUGCACCAAUAAGUUUUGUGGGUAUUUGUCACAAAUUGAUUCAAUGAAUCAAAGUGGUAUGACCGAGGAAGACAAGCUUAAUAAGGCAAGACAACAGUAUCAAACACGCCAAGGUUCCACAUUUUUAUAUGAACAUUGUUGGAAUCUUUUGAAGCACUCGCCAAAAUGGUUGCAUACUAUUCAAGAGCAUAAACCAAAAAGAGGGAGACUUGAGACAAUAUCUUCAUCUUCUAAUCUAGAGCCAAUAGAUUUAGAGGAUGAAGAUAUCCCACAUGUUCCUAAUGUAUUGGAGAAACCACCAAGCAAGAAGACUGAGAAAGAAAGAGUGAAAAAACAAAAGAGCAAAGAAGGUACAUCUUCAAAUAUGGAAGCCUUAUUAAAUGUCAUGAUGGAAGAAAGAAGAAAAAUGAAUGAGAUGAAAAUAGCUGCUAUUGAAAAAGGAUGUCUUGCAAACCAUGAGCAAGAGAUGGCACGAAUUCAUCUCAAGGAUAGACAACUUACAAUAGCACAAAUGAAAAUGGAAUUGGAAAUGGAAAAAUUGAAAGAGGAUAGGGAAAUAGAAAAAUUGAGAUUGGAGAAUAUGAAGGAGGAAAAAGAGAUUAUAAUGAUGGAUGUAAGUGCGUUGCCUCCAAUACAACAAGAAUAUAUUCAUCAAUGCCAAAUAGAAAUCCUUGAAAAGUGAAGGAAUUAGCUUGACAUGGGGUGCUCCUGUUUUGUAUGAUUAAGAGAGCGCUUAAAACUUUUUUUUGUUACAAUAUGAUUCUACUGACUAAGGUUAUAUGUUGGGUCACUCACUUUGUUUUGUUGCAAUGUGAU
Messenger RNA from Quercus lobata, 835 nucleotides. Its product is annotated as glutathione S-transferase T3-like. NCBI's taxonomy places the organism in Eukaryota, Viridiplantae, Streptophyta, Magnoliopsida, Fagales, Fagaceae. Bases 63 to 701 code for a protein of 212 amino acids. The record is from RefSeq and is a predicted model, not a curated record. The transcript has 2 exons.